This is a messenger RNA of Medioppia subpectinata, 3399 nucleotides long. Lineage: Eukaryota; Metazoa; Arthropoda; Arachnida; Sarcoptiformes; Oppiidae. The record is from the annotation of a GenBank genome assembly.
AUGAACACGGCUCCUUCUGGUCACACAUCGGCGCCAAUGAAGCCAACGCUCGACAAAGAGAAGGCACCGAAACCUAUGGUCGACGACCGACUCUUUCGCAAAGACAAGGCGUCGGCAGAGAAGUCGACACUUGAGAAGACAACGGCCGCCAAGAAUAUGGCGUCCGCUAAGAACCCGCCCUUUAGGACGCCUUCUAUCGACCGAUCUGUGACUAAGAAGCCUAACGUUUCGAUGAAAGAGUCGACGAAUCGCACAGAAAAGCAUAAGUCGUCGCAAAAUGAAGGGCUAAAUGUAGAGAAGUCGAGGCCAACCGCAGAGAAGCCGAGACCCGCUCCGGACAUGUCUACGCUUGUCAUCAUUAAGUCUAAGACUGUGGCAGAGAAGGCGAAAACGUCCGCAAACAUGUCAAUGCCUAUCAUUGUUAAACCAAAACCGGGCGUUGAAAAGUCCAAACCAGUUGUAGAAAAGCCCAAACAGAGCGUAGAAAAGACAAAACACGUGUCAGAAAAGCCGAAACCCGUCUCAGAAAAGCCGAAACCUGUCUCAGAAAAGCCGAAACCCGUCUCAGAAAAGCCGAAACCCGUCUCAGAAAAGCCGAAACCGGUCGCAGAGAAUCCAAAACCGAUCGCUGAAAAGACACAACUAAUCGUAGAAAAAUUGAUACCAUCUGUAGAUAAGCCGAAACCUGUCCCUCAAAAGCACAGUUCGGUCGUAGAAAACGUGAGACCAUUGGGUGCGAGACCGGGACCCGCGUCAUCAAAGCUCAAGUUGGCCAAUGAGAAGCCGAGACCAGACGUAUUGAAAACAAAACAAAUACCAGAGGUAUUAAAAGCUAAGCCAAUGCCAGAGGUAUCGAAAGUUAAGCCAACGCCAGAGGUAUCGAAAACUAAACCAAUACCAGAAGUGUUGAGAGCGAAGCCAAUGCCAGAGGUAUUGAAAGCGAAGCCAAUCUUACCGAAGCCCGUCAUUGAGAAACCAAAGCUUGUUAUUAAGAGCCCGACUCACGAUAGGGUGACUACAGAAAAGUUUAACACACAGUCCACUAAAGAGCCUCACAAACCAAUGAACUCGUGGUUAUCGAUGCCAUCGGGAAGUAGAGAGACAAAAGUGAGUAAAACAGGGGUAACGGGUCCGGUGGCGCCUAUAGUUAGAGGCAAAACUACUGAAGCAGACAUAAAAUUCUAUGAAUCGUUGCGAAUCUAUUUGAAGACAAAGCGAAUCAUUGGUUACGAAGAAACCACUUUCAAAGAAGACGCCAAAAAUUUUAAAGUUAAACACAAUGUGCUGUUCAUGAGAGGCAGAGAAGUGAUCGAAAGUGAACAACGAAUGAGAGAUCUGUCCGUUGAGUACCAUUUGAACGCAAACGCAAAGUCUUCCAAAUCGAGACACAGAGGCGCUAAGGCGACCGCCACUGCUCUCAGAAAUAAGUACUUCUGGCCAACCAUUGACAACGAUGUCAAGGAUGUGAUCAAUCGCUGCAUUGUUUGCAAUCCGAGAGAAUACGCGUUGACAACAUUUCAGUUGUGGAAGUAUAUCGAAAUCGGUGUAAUCGACUCGAUUCUUGUGGUCCGAGACUUGUCUUCGAAGUCAUCGAUUUUCAAUUGCGGCGUUUGUGAAGACUUAAACGCUCGGAAGCUGUGCUAUCAUUUGCUCAAUUUGUUCCAACAGUACGGCAUUCCCAAUGCUAUUCGUGUAGUGUUACCACAAUUUCCGCUGCAAUUUGUUCAGGAAUUAAAGGAAUGCUUUCAAAGAGAAUUAACCAUUUUUAUUGAAAGCAUACACACUGUGUGCGAAGCGAACGAAGACGCGGAGGAAGUGUUCUCACUUCCAAAGGUGAACAUUACAAUGGAAACCGGAGACGACAAGUGUCCCGAAAAUGAUAAACAAUUGUUUUCAUCGAAAUGGUUAAUUCCGGACACAGUUUACGACAGUGUCUCUCGAGAUAUUAAUAAUUUUGUGAACAAAGUUAGCGAUUGGGAGCAACGAAUGUCUGCACUCACUCUUCAUUUUCAGAUUAAUGGAACCAAUUUGAAGGCCAAUGAAGUGGAGGUCGAGCCAGAAGUGAAUACACCGAAGGAGAAGAAAGGCCCGAAUUGGAGAGAAGUGCAAAGACUUCAGUCAGACAUGAAGACAUCCAAUCCAUCCAAACCCAAACGACAGCCAAAACCCAAAGUAGAUGACGACUACGAGACGGACGGAUCCAGCGAUUCGGAAAUGGAUAUCUCAGGUGACGACUCGGAUGACCACAUCUCCAAAAGACGGGUCAGAGUUCGUCAAAAUAGCGAUGAAUCCAAUGAUUCACAUAAACCAAAGAUUGAAGCAAAGAAAACAAUUGUCGACACAAUGAGGCACUCAAUCGAUACCAUUACUGUUGACGAUUCGUCCAAUUCUCAGUCCACUUCGUCCCAUAUCUCUGCUAUUAGUUCGACAGCCGAUCAGACAUCGAAUCGCGAGACACCGGAACCAUUAGUACCGGAAUCUAAUGAUGUUUUAAUCUAUGACACGGAUGACGACGCGAUCGCCGGUGACAUUGAUUUCGACCAACUAUUUGCCAAAAGUACUGAAGAAGAAGAUAAAGAUGCCAAACAUAGCGCUGCUAUUGAAAGCAUUAUCUCAUUUUUAGACGAUUCGGUAAGUGAUGACCACUCAAAGGACACCCCAUUGGCGGAGGCGUCGAAUAAGAAGAGUGAAAAGAAGAGCAUUAAAACCAAAGUUUUGAAAAAAUCCAAUUCGUCUGAAGAGGACGACAGACCCGUCAAUGAAAUCGUAAGAUCAUUGUAUAGAAAUACGCCUAAAACGAGUCAUAACUCAACGUCUAAGCAAACGACGAGUUCAAUGAAAACUCCGCAAACGGGGAACAAACGUAAGAAGGAAUCGGACGACGAUUUGAGCUCUGAUUAUGACAACCAAAGAGUGGCCACGAGUUCGACAAAGUGUAAGACGACUGUUAAACGUGUUAAUAAAACUCCAAACACGACAAAGAAGGCGAAAACGGAUGCGAAGCCACGGAGACCUAAGGCUCUUUCGGAAGCGUCUGAUAGCAGCGCAUCGGAAACGGUUGACGAAAGCGCCAAAAGCAGUGCUCAGAACAAAGAGAAUGAGACGCUUAAAGAGGUGUCAGUAUAUCACUGCCCAUACUGUGACUUCUCGACCAAUGAGAAGCACAAUCUUCUGCUCCAUUCGGGCAAACAUAAGACCGAAUCCAAAACGAAACUCUAUUGCAGUGUAUGUUUUGGUAUCUUCUAUAAUACGGAUCGCUUGGAACAGCAUAUGAUAGAACAGCACCCGCUGGACAUCAAACACACCAUUCUAUACGGCUGUUCAGUCAACGAAUGCAAAGGAGUUGAAUGCGAGUCAAUCGCCCAAUUGGACCAACACUUGCAUCAACACAUCGAAACA